AUGAACUACCUGCCAAUGCACGCUGCCUUCAAACCCAACCAUGUCCUCAUCUUCAUCAUCUACGUCGAUGCUGGCAUGAAUGCAAUCACAGAAGCAGGAGCAGCCAAGAAUGCCUCAGCCGGGUCCGAAAUGGACGAACACAAGGCCAGCGGGACUUUCAUCGCUGCGGGCCUUGUUCUCUGA
Molecule: messenger RNA, 183 nt
Organism: Penicillium digitatum Pd1
Lineage: Eukaryota; Fungi; Ascomycota; Eurotiomycetes; Eurotiales; Aspergillaceae
Product: RTA1 like protein
Source: RefSeq, a predicted model, not a curated record